CGUCACCUAGCGAAUGGUGAUCUUACGACAAGUACUUUGGUUUGGUCAGUGUCAGUGAUCCAGGCUAAAGUUGUAUGUUUUCCCGAGGGACGAAGUGCAGCAGUAAGGUUUGUAGUAUCAACUUUGACAAAGCUCUUGUAUAACAAGACUGGAUCAAAUGUCUGUGGUGCGCCUUCAACGCCAGUGUUUGUCUCUGUAUUUUGUCUACAGCCGUUUUCAUGACGACCGCUCAAACUUCACGGUCCGGUUGAUAUUUGCACACCUUUUCGGUCUCCAGUAUUCAGAACUAGAGUUUUUCAAUGCACAGUUGAACGUACGGCGUCAAGUCAUGAAUUUAGACGUAAAUUUGACGCUAAAGAUUGCAGAGCUGGCCUUUGGUCUGCUUGGCUGGGCUAUCCUGGCCUCCGUCCACAGUAUGUUCGCGUGGGGAGGACAACAUUGGGUGAUGUUCGUGAUGGUGACGACCUGGCUCAUCUCUCUAGCACUCCUCGUCUUGGAGAAGACCAAGUACUUCUAUAACCGCAAAGUCAGCUUGGUCUACGCCGUCACAGCAGCCUUGCUCUACGUCACAGCUGCCAUUGUACAGUGCGUCAAUGCCGAUAGGUGGCGCUCGUGGACUGUGGUGGUUGUGGGGGUCGUCUAUCAGAGACAGGCAGUCGCUGCGGCGUUUGCCGUGGUGACCGCCAUUAUUUACUGCGUGGACGCCAUUAUGACCUUCAAGGGUCAACACGUCCAAGUUGCUGUGAAGUAACCUUCGACAUUAACGAAACCAGCGUGCGGCAUGUAGGACUGGGGAAAGGAAUAUAAAAAUUCGCGACGGUGGCUGUGGUCACAGUUGACAAAUCGG
This is a messenger RNA of Branchiostoma floridae (Florida lancelet), 847 nucleotides long. Its product is annotated as plasmolipin-like. The record is from RefSeq and is a predicted model, not a curated record. The transcript is spliced from 4 exons. NCBI's taxonomy places the organism in Eukaryota, Metazoa, Chordata, Leptocardii, Amphioxiformes, Branchiostomatidae. Bases 158 to 751 code for a protein of 197 amino acids. Gene Ontology annotation, cellular component: membrane.